Adineta steineri is the source of this 1056-nucleotide messenger RNA. Lineage: Eukaryota; Metazoa; Rotifera; Eurotatoria; Adinetida; Adinetidae. The record is from the annotation of a GenBank genome assembly.
AUGAAUAAAAGCCAAGAUUCAGUAAUUGUUAUGCAACAAACAGAUCUUGACAAUCCUCAAAAUGAUAUAACAAGAUCUAGAAAUGAAUCGAUGACAUUUCGACUCUAUUUUCAUACGUUUUGGAUGGAUUAUCUUUUAAUGGCUAUUAUGGGUGCACUUGGUCUUGGUAUUUAUUAUCUUCCACCAGCACCUAAUCGUGUUUUUCCUGUUUAUUUCGCUAAUGGUCAAAUAGUUAAUCCAGAAUUUAGUUAUCCAUAUCAAAAAGAUAUUAUUCCAAUAUGGUUAGCUGCAUUAUUAGCAUUUAUUAUUCCAUUUAUAUUUAUUAUGUUAAUGCAAAUACGUCUUCGUAGUUUUAAUGAUACAAAUACAGCUAUAAUGGGUCUUCUUUUUUCUUUAAUAUCCGCUGCUGUUUUUCAAGUAUUUAUUAAAUGGCUUAUUGGUGGUUUACGACCACAUUUUUUUGCUGCAUGUAAACCAUAUAUAAAUGCAGCAAAUUAUGGUUCAGGUACUGGAUUUGAUGGUAUUAUGUUUGAUCGUUCAAUAUGUACAGGUGAUAAAAAACAAAUCAAUGAUUCACUUGAAUCAAUGCCAUCUGGUCAUUCAACAGCCGCAUUUGCUGGUCUUAUCUAUUGUUCAUUAUAUCUUAAUGGUAAAUUAAAAAUUUUUGCUAAUUAUCGUCCACAAUAUUGGAAAUUAAUUCUUUUUUAUGCUCCUAUACUUGGUGCUGUUCUUAUUGCUGCUACAUUAACAAUUGAUCAUUAUCAUCAUUGGUAUGAUAUUCUAGCAGGAGCAAUUAUUGGAACAAUGUUUGCAUUUGGAUCAUAUCGUUUUCAAUAUGCAAGUAUUUGGGAUUAUAGAUUUAAUCAUAUACCAUUACCACGAAUAAAUGCAGAAGAUGGUUUUGAUUAUCAUCUUGAUCAUUUAAAAAAUUAUUUAAGUGCUUCAAAAAAAGGUGGAUGGAUCAAUGAUCAUAUAUAUGGAGCACCAUUUGAUGCAACAGGAACAUUAUCAGUUAUAAAAUCAUCAGGAUCAGCUAUAACUGAUAUAAGACUAUAA